Messenger RNA from Meleagris gallopavo (turkey), 1175 nucleotides. The record is from RefSeq and is a predicted model, not a curated record. Lineage: Eukaryota; Metazoa; Chordata; Aves; Galliformes; Phasianidae.
GCCUUCCCAACCUCAAUGACCCCGUGUGGGCAGGCAGGCAGGCAGGCAGCAGGCAGGAGGAGGAGCCAGGGCUGGCUGUGGGCAGCCAUCCUGGGCAGCCUGCCCAGCGCUGGCAGAGCAGGUGGAGGCAGCGGGACGCAGCUCUCGCCCGGCCGGGGCAUGGAGGCUCUGGGCCCCCGCUGCCCGCUGCCCACUACCCAGGGCUGCCCCCGGCCGGGCUGCCGCACCGUGCUGCUGGCGAUGACGCUGUCUCUGCUGAUGUACCCCAUGCUGAGGAGCCUCGCUCUCCAGCUGCACUCUGCCAUCACUGGCAGCUAUGUCUCUGGGACCCACUCCAUCGUCUUCAUCAACUGCCUCAACGAGCAGAUUGCCAAGGAUAUUGCAAGGGGCAUCAUGGACAAGAAGCUGGCUGCCUACGUGAACAUCCUGCCCAAGAGCUCGGCCUUGUAUUUCUGGAAAGGGGAACUGGAAGAAUCCACUGAAAUCCUGCUGUUAGUAAAAACAAGGACGUCCAAAAUAAGUGAAUUGUCCAACUAUGUCAGAUCCAUCCAUCCCUUUGAAAUCCCCGAAGUCAUCAGCCUGCCUAUUGACCAAGGAAACCCCCUCUACCUCAAGUGGAUUGGAGAAAACGUCCCACGGGAUUGAAUGAACAGCCCAGAAACCACCCUGCUCUUGAGGAGACCGAUGAGACAAGUUCUGCUGGGGUUUGUGCACAGAGUGACACAGGGAAGCAGCUCACAUCCCCAGGGGUGUGCUACAGCACAGGAGUUUGAGAUAAGGAAUUUCAUUUGAACUUGAGAUGUCCCCUCCCUGGCCUGGCCCUGCAGCAACACUGAGCUGGAGGCAGCACUGGAAUGGGGAAGGGCACCACAGGGCUGCUGUUGCCUGAGGUUGCUCGCAGCACUGCCCUGCAGCACCUGGGGAUGGUGCAGCAUGUGCCACACACACACGUGGCACUGGCUGAGCCCCAGCAAGCACCCUGCCUAUCAGCUGGGCUGAGCUGGGCAAAGCAACCCCAUUCGGGGACCCAGGACCAGCAGGGCAUAGCUCUGCUGCUUUCUCUCCAGACCAAGCUGAGCCUUAGAAAAAGAUGCUCGUGUUGUGUAAUUGGAUAUAAGCUACAAAAUAAAUUGUGUGACUGGGAAGAGAAUAAACCAGAGCAUUUCCUACCUACA